AUGGUCCCCCGGCGUUGCUGUCUGUCGCGUCUGAGGUUGAGGAGCUUGAUUUUGAGGGCAAAUACCAGCGUGCCGUGGUACAAGAAGUACAACUGGUACAGCUUUGCGCUCUACCGGUACAAGGUCUACGAUGGCAUUUGGCGAGUUGCAGCUACGGCAACCAUAGGUGCUUGCCUCUACUUGAGCGUUGUAGUGGUCCAGACCUGGAACGCAUCUGUCCACCGAACCUGGCAGCACUACGCCCGGAAGGAGCGAGAGAGAGCCGAGCUCAUGGAGUUCAUCCGCCAGGCUCGCGAGAAAGGCACGCUGCCGCCGAGCAAGGCGGGGGGCAGGGUGUUUCUUGCGCGGCAUUGCGGGCACGGGGCGCUCUCGCGCAGGUCGCUGGCUUCGAGUGAUCUCUCGAAGCCACAUGUAGUUGGCGUUCGGGGGAGUGAAUUCCUCGGGCAGAGUCACUGCCGCGCGGUUCUCCGUUAG
Effrenium voratum is the source of this 474-nucleotide messenger RNA. The record is from the annotation of a GenBank genome assembly. NCBI's taxonomy places the organism in Eukaryota, Dinophyceae, Suessiales, Symbiodiniaceae.